AUCGGUUUGUGGUGGUAAAUAGACAGCUAUAAAGAAUAUAGAUAAACUCUCUUUGUAAAUAAUGUGGUCUACAGCUUAUCAUGAGAUACUCUACCUUAGGUGAGCAAAACCUCUAGACUUCCUUAGAAGACAACAAAAGUUGUUUUGUCAAGAUCACUAGAUAAACUCUAUAAAUAAGAGUGGACGUAUUGAUUAUAGAUUGACAGUACGGCUGAGGUGGCAGCGGUGGAUCAGCGCAUACAUUUUUAUUGUUUGCUACGUUUCAUACUAACAUAAUGCUCUCAUUUGUGUUUGGAGCUCAUUACCAGUUAAUAUAUUAGAACGUUAGCAAGAUAAAUGUCCCUUACCUUGAGCUAAAGAGCUUGUUGGGGAGCUAGCUCACAAGAGUAGACAAUUAUGCUGUGUUGUUUCUUGCAUGCGAUUGGCUGAGGUCUUGGGGGGAGCGCAGCCUGGGAGACAGAGCUGCCUGUCAGGCAUCGUUCAGUGCUUAAAUGCCCCACGAGAUCACAGGGCUCCUUGAAGUGGUGCUUUAACAUGCAUUUGAACAAAUUAAUUAAUGAUGCAUGAUACUUUUUACUAUCUCGUGAUUUCGACAAAACAACUUGUGUUAUGUCGUGAUCAUGAGCAAAUGAUCUUGUGUUUGAUAACGUUCCAUUUAUUCCAAUUCAGCAAUUACAAUGAGCCCAUCCUCCUAUAGCUCCUACCACCAGUCUCCACUCAUACAGUCAUUGAUUAACAAGGGUCAUGGCUAGAAGGGAUCCAGCUUUUGUCAAAUGUUAGACCCAACCAAAUUCACAUAGAAUUAUACAUCUGUCAUUCUCAUUGAAAGCAAGUCUAAGAAGAGGUAGAGGUUCUAUGUGAGCUAUUUCUAUGCACCCCCUUCUGAAGUUGGGCUCCCGAGUGGAGCAGUCUACGGCACUGCAUCUCAGUGCUAGAGGCGUCACUACAGACACCCUGGUUCGAUUCCAGGCUGUAUCACAACCGGCCGUGAUUGGGAGUCCCAUAGGGCGGCACUCAAUUGGCCCAGCGUUGUCCGGGUUUGGCCGGUGUAGGCCGUUGUGAAUAAGAAUUUGUUCUUAACUGACUUGCCUAGUUAAAUAAAGGUUGGAAAAAAGUAUCGUUUUUGCUUUUACUUUCGGUUUUGUACACCAGCUUCAAACCACUAAAAAUACAAUAUUUUGGGUUAUGGAUAAUAUAUUUCACAGCGGUUUAAAUGGUACAAUGAUUCUCUACGCAAUGACUGUUUUUUUGUCACAUGAAAUUAGGCGAACUAUUUGAAUUUUAGCAACCAGGAAAAGGCGGAGCGAUUUCUGCAUAUUGCACCUUAAGCAGACCGGAACUGUGACCUUUUUUUUCAAUGGUAAAAUGCUGAGUAUGACAUCUUCAUAUAUCAAACAUCUUUGUUGUAUAUGUUGAACUGUCAAACACCCCCCCAUUCCAGCAGAACGACGAUUAUCAACUGGUGGCUGUAUUUCACAACAAGUGGGACAACUGUAAAACUAUAUUUUGGAACCGUGUACAGCAGCAGUCAGUGUUGAAAGACCAACAAUAAAUCCUGACGCUACAGUAUGGCCUGGGCUCUCACAGCAUGGAAUUGGUAUCCUCUCUCUGUCCUAUAGAGUUUUAGGUCAGGUUUUUACAAAUGCUCUGAACAGUUUGUAAUGGACCUAAAAUAUAUAUUUCUGAAUAAGAUCCUCCAAUUCACCAGGGUAGGAACCAAGACCCUGUGGAUUUCAGAGUAACGUUACACCAUUUUACCCAAGACCUACUUUCGAGAGGCAGAGGGUGUGCGUUGUCUAAGUGGGAAUGGGAAACUGGUGUUGUCCUGCUGCUAGUCCCUGUGACAAUGUGGAGGAAAUAAGUGGGUUACUUCAUGGGGGUGUCAAGGUUCCAGAAUCCUCAUCAGAAUGUGGAGAGGUCUCUGGAUUCCACAAUGGUUCCAAGGAAGAUUCUGAAGUGAGGAAAAUGGGAGGAGACGAUGCAGAGGAAAAGAAAGACAAAGAGGUGGCUGUUGUGACUGUGCAAGUGUGGCGUGGUGUCCCUCCCAAAACCAAUGGAAAGGAAGACAUUGCCCAGCCCCAGACUAUAGAGAAGAAUGGACUCCUCCAGACAGACAGACAGGCUGAGGAGCCGUCUCCCAACACAGGCACUGGACUCAUAGAAAACUCCAUCCUUACAGCACUGGACAAAAGCAUUGAGGAUACAGCCACAGAGAGCACAAAUGUAGAAGCUCAGAUAUGCACUUCAGAUCCUCCCCAGGGUCCCCAUAAGGAAGAUGCGCAAGGAGGAGGAGAUGCAGAGAAGGUCCCGGCUGAGAUAGAUGUAGCUGUACUUGCUGAGCAGACCUUCACCGUGGUCCAGAAUGAACACUCAGAUAAUAUAACAAUUACACCUGAUGCUAAGGACAAAUGCCCUGAAGCCUUUGCCCUCAAAGCUGAGAUACCAGUAGAAUCCAUUACCUCUGAAACUGUGGAUGAGGAUUCAACAAUACCCCUCCACAAUGCGGAGCCAGAGAAGUGUUGUCUUGGCACUGUGGUGGUCACAUCUCUCCCAGACUCCCAGCUCACCCCACCAGAGGCCUGUGAGAAGGCAGCAUCUACCGACAGUGUCCCUCACCUGCCCUCAUCUCCAUCUCCCACUAUCACUGUGAUGAAGGGGGUUGAUGGUAAAGCAAAUAGGAGCUCUGUAGCGCACCUGAAUGACAGUCCACAGGAUCCUGAGGCUUCUCCAGCUUUAACAGGAGCUACACAGAAUGGUCUGGUUCCCCAAAACCUCACUGAACUAGUGAAGGAACCAGUGAGAUUGAGUCCUUCUGGGACCAGGAAGAGUCAAAACUCCUGUGAACAAGCGAAGGAAGGUAUCCAGGGUGGAUUGGUUGAAGUCCCAUCUUUGAAAGGCCUCUUAGAUGAAGGAGCAGAGGAAGAAGUGCCAGAAACAAAGGAACAGGAGGAUGAGGAGAUGGAGAGUGCUGCUGCAGGGGCCAUGACAGGGGAUGAGACGGGAGGGGAGGAGGUCCAAAAAAGAGAGGGCCAUCAGGGGCCCAGCACCUCAGCUGAUGUGGAGGUGUUACAAGUGAGGGAAGAAGAUGGUCCUGCUGGGGAGGAUCUGGGAGUUAGCGAGGAAGACCUGUAUCGAGGAGCUGAAGAGCUCCCCCAGGGGCCAGUCAAACAUGUAGGACCGGAGCCACUGUUUGAAAUCACACUUCCAAAGGUUGAGGACCGAUGCAGUCUGGAGCCAAUGGUGGAUAUUACGUCCUACAGUGAGAGAGAGUGGAAGGGAUACACUGCCAAAAGUACCCUUAUUAGAAAGGGUUACACUGAGUUGUCUCAGAGGUUUGGGAGCCUGAGACGGGUGAGAGGAGAUAACUACUGUGCCCUCCGAGCCACUCUGUUCCAGGUGCUCUCCACCAGCACCCAGCUGCCUGUAUGGCUGCAGGACGAACACAUUUCCACGUGGCUGGAGGAGCUGGAGGGCCUGAUUGGCCAGUGGAUGUUCCCCUCAGAGUGCAGACCGAGUGAGGAAAGCGAAGACGCCGCCCAACAGCUCAAACGCUACAUGGAACUCCUCCAGAACAGGGAGGCGGUGGGCUGCUCCAGUGCGGAGGAGAGACUGUGUCUGUGUGAGCGUGUGUUCCAGGGAGGGGAGGAGGAGCUGGGCCUGCUGGAAGCCCUGAAGCUCCUCAUGCUGGGCCGGGCCGUGGAGCUCCACACCACCAUGCAAGAGGGAGGAGACGUGCCCGUCUUCUGCUGGCUUCUCUACGCACGCGACUCUUCCGACUGCCCACGCAGCUUCCUGUCCAACCACCUGAGCCAAGUGGGAUUCAGCGGGGGGCUGGAGCAGGUGGAGAUGUUUCUGCUGGGGUAUGCCUUGCAGUGCACCAUCCAAGUCUACAGGCUGUACAUGGCACACACAGAGGAGUUUGUCACCUAUUUUCCCGACGACCAUAAGGAAGACUGGCCCUGUGUAUGUCUGGUCACAGAGGAUGACCGGCACUACAAUGUCCCAGUGGGCCAGCCCAAUGGACUCCAGGUCCCAGAAGACCUCAAUGCAAGCUGAUUGGACUCAAAGUCCCUGAUUUGCCACUGAAGAAGCUGCUCAUGGCAGGCAGAACAGAAAGCACUCAUGUUGACUGGGUGAACACUGAACAUAUUCCUGCCUAUUGACAUUAUGGCCCCAUUUACACCUGUUGGAAAAAGAGCUUUUGGAAUCUGACUAGAACUGAUGAUGGGAUGCAUUUUUUUUAAUAGCAGGUGUAAAUGGGUACUAAAACACCCAUAAAGGGUGAGAGCAGAGUAGGCUACAGUAUGCAGAGGUUGAUUCCUCACAGCACAUUUUAGCAUUGUUUGACACUGAAACCAUGACCUUGAAUCAAUUUUAGCUACCAGUUAGUUAUUGGUACUUAAAUUUAGAAGAUUUAUUUUAUGUAACUCGUGAAAUACACAAUUUUAAGGCACUGGUAAGGUUAGCAGUAACUGCAUUACUGGAGUACAGAAGGGAGGAGUUUGUUUGAUCAUUUGUCCCUGCAUCAGUGGCAUGCCAGGUCUCUGCUUGCUGCCAUACGCUCGAGUAAAGGUGUGGUAUUAUUUCAAAAUAUAACAUGCUGACUUUAACCAAGGUGGUCUUGGAGAAAAUGCAUUGUGCCAAUGUUGUUGCAAAAUCCAGAUACUGGCAACAGCUUCCUGGUUCAUUGUCAAACCAGCAGCCUCUGAGUUGGGUUCUACAUGUUGCCUUAAGUCAUUUAUGCACAAUAUGGGUGAACAUUGGUUGCUGCCUGGAGACCAUUUUGGAAGAAAAGGUUGAAAAAAAGGCUAACACUGAUUAUACCACUUGGGUAAACACUUUUCUACAGUGUUGAAUUUGUGCAGUAUGAUUGCAGAGUUUUUAAAGGAAAUAAAAUCAAUAUUUUCAAAAUAAA
This is a messenger RNA of Salvelinus fontinalis (brook trout), 4915 nucleotides long. RefSeq lists its product as uncharacterized. Gene Ontology annotation, molecular function: cysteine-type deubiquitinase activity. The transcript has 11 exons. Gene Ontology annotation, cellular component: cytoplasm. Gene Ontology annotation, biological process: protein linear deubiquitination. Bases 1807 to 4056 code for a protein of 749 amino acids. NCBI's taxonomy places the organism in Eukaryota, Metazoa, Chordata, Actinopteri, Salmoniformes, Salmonidae. The record is from RefSeq and is a predicted model, not a curated record.